Acanthaster planci (crown-of-thorns starfish) is the source of this 11686-nucleotide messenger RNA. Its product is annotated as kielin/chordin-like protein. Gene Ontology annotation, molecular function: serine-type endopeptidase inhibitor activity; oxidoreductase activity; protein binding. The record is from RefSeq and is a predicted model, not a curated record. NCBI's taxonomy places the organism in Eukaryota, Metazoa, Echinodermata, Asteroidea, Valvatida, Acanthasteridae. Gene Ontology annotation, biological process: positive regulation of BMP signaling pathway. Gene Ontology annotation, cellular component: extracellular region.
UAAGUGGUGCCGCUGCUUGUGAGCGUCGCUCGUUUGCACGCAUAUUGGCACUGCAAGUGCAUUAUUGUGGUGGUGCACGUAGGAAAAUGAGUCUCUGCACUUAGCUGAGCCAACUGACCGAGUUUCCCUACCGAGUUUUCUUUCAAGGUCUGAAUUUCUCUGAGGAUGAUGCUGUUGAGACUAGCUUAUCACAAAUCAAGGGAAGUGUAAAAGAAACAGCAGCUCCAAGAUGGCCUUGGCACAUACAGUAGGCCUGAUUGUGUCCUUGUUAGUUUCAACAGCAGUUUCAACAGGGAGGCAAUCGGUCAAUCAGGAUGCUUUUGGAAUUAAUAUGCUGCAAGUUUUCCAAAGCAGGGAAGCAAUUAAAGGAGUUUCCAAUACGUCGGGUUCACACAUUGGAACAACUUCAUACAGAGUUCGUCCUUCAGUUCCAACACUCACAUUGCCCAAUGGUGCAGUGCAAGAACUAAGCAAUCACGACAGCACUGCUUUGAGUCUAGUCAUCAUAGCCAAACAAGUGUACGAGAGUGCAGGGACGCUCUUAACAAUAUCAACGUCGGACAACAGUCCCUUGCUCAUGCUCAGUUCAAACCUGAGAACAGGCAUAUUGCGGCUGAAAUACCGUACCCUCAACGGGAAUGCCCUGAGAGAAGUGUUAACCUCAUCCCCUUUUAUUGAGACAGACCUACAGGAAUGGGCACAAGUUGGAAUCGUGCUGUUGGGCACAAGGAUGAAGAUUUAUGAAGGGUGCAAGAGGAUGAGGGAAGUGGUGCUGGACGAGGGCGCUAUUAAUUUGAGCCUCCCAGAGGAACCAAUUGUCUAUGUUUUACAGGGGUUGAAGGGCAAGAACAAAUUCAGUGGUUGGAUUGAAGAUUUCUGGCUGUAUCCCUCGGAACUAACUCAGAUGCCAUGGACCUGCCCUAUCACUGAAGAAGCACCAAGUCAUGAACCCAAUGUUGCACCAAGUGGCACUCUGAGUGAUGCACAGACUGAUGUACAGGUUGACACACAUCAUGAUACAAGUCUUAACACACCCAGCACUUCUCACACUAACCCCACUGCUAAUGCAACCACUAGCACUACCUUAAAUACCUCAAGUGAUACAGCAGCCAACGUACUCAGCGAUGAGGCACCAAUGGAAUCACCAGCCUUGUCUGUUGAUAAAGAGACACCAGUCUAUCCACCCCAGGCAGCAUAUGACCAACUAAUCCAAGGCCUCCAAGAUGCCAGAGCUGCACAAACAGCUGCAGAGCCUGGGAUACUAGACCAGGACCUCAGCUUGUCGGUCCUGACCCUACAGGAAGAACGGAUCCUUGAGCUAGAAAGGAUUGUGGAAGAGAUGAGUAGCAUGAUGGGCAUGCUGAAAUCUCAGGUGUCAUCGAUGGAAAUUCGUCUUGCCAAGCGAGAGAUGUGUGAGUGUCGUCAGAUGUCUUGCAUCUAUGAUAACCAGGAGUACCAGGAAGGCCAGGCUUGGCAACCAGACCCUUGCACUGUCUGCUAUUGUCAGCAAGGACAGCCACUGUGUUCUUUCCAGAAUGACCGGCCGGAAUGCCAAAACCCCUGUACGUCCAAUCCCUGCAUGAACAGUGGAACAUGCCUGAGUCUCCCUGGCAACGGCAACUACUCCUGUUUGUGUCCACCUGGUUGUGGGGGUGACCACUGCCAGCACAUGAAAAAUGUCUGUGCUUCACCUCCAAAGACCGAUGGGUGUGAACAGCGAGGGGUCAUGUACUACUUUGAUAUGUUUGCACAGAGAUGCGAAAUUAAUUAUGCAGGUUGUCUGGUGGAUGGGAACAGCUUUGCCACUCAGCAAGCAUGUGAAGAUCACUGCAUGGUUGGAGCUUGUUGUUAUCGAACAUACAUGCGUGGAUCGGCUGGCCAGGAAUACUUGGAUUUUACUCAACUCCUUCCCGGGCAUAAUUGUGAGACAUUAGCCAUGGGACAAUGUCGCCAGCUGAACAUCUUCACCCCAUCUGCCAACCAAAGGCAUGAGGUCACUGGGUUCCACCCAGGGAGGUUGUGUGAUGAAGUAUCAUGUGACUUGCCUGAUGGCUGUGUGUUUAUGGAUUCUACCUAUGCUAUUGGGCAGAGUUUCCGGACACAUUGUCAGGAGUGUAGGUGCAUGCCUGAAGGCAGGCUGAAUUGCAGGUGUGUUGAAAUGACAGUUCGUAAGGAACUGCGUGACAUGACAAGAGAUGAGCUGGAUCGCUUUCAAGCAGCCGUACAGCAGCUACGCUCGUCUGAUCUGGGUAACCCUUGGGAGCAAGCUCGAGAUACUUACAUGCGGCAUGUCAUGGAGGCUAACAACAUCCCAGCCUACUUGAUUUGGCAUCGGGUCUUCCUACGCCAGAUGGAGAGGCGCUUACAGGAGAUUGAUUGUUCCAUUGCUCUGCCUUAUUAUGAUUUCACUACUGAUGUGAGUGACCUUUCCAGAGCCAUUAUCUGGCAGCCCAACUACUUUGGAGGUGAUGGCCGAGGAUCGUGUGUGGAAGACCACCCAUUCCGAGGUGGUUCACCCUGGGAACCGUGCCUAAUCCGUAAAUUCAUUUACUCCAUGCGACUGCCAUCUAAGAUUGACAUUGCCAUAGCAAUGGCAUCCAACGACUUUGACACCUUCAGCAUGUGCAUGCAGACCAUCAUGGGGCAUGUUUUCAACUAUAUAGGGGGUCACGUAGCCAGCUCAGGGGCACCCUAUGACCCUGUUUUUUAUGCCCUGCAAUCUUACGUUGACAUGAUCUUCUGGCGUUGGCAGCAAAAGGUAGGCAAUGACGGCAACUUUCCGACAGCUAUGCUGGAUGUACCGCUGGUACCCUUCAACACCAGGCCCAGGGAUUUGCUGCGUUCAGAGUCACAGCUUUGUGUGACGUAUGUGUUACCAACUGAAGGCAGUCCCUGUAAUCAUACCUUCUCAGUGUUUGGUUCAGAUGGAUAUGACAGUGAAGGCUACGACAGAAGUGGAUUCAACAGACAGGGCUUUGACAGGGCAGGAUACAAUGUGGAAGGAUACAACAUUUAUAGGGAAUAUGAUGAGCGAGGUUUGUACACGUAUGGUCCAGAGAGACGCUACGAUUAUGAAGGUUAUGAUCGAAGUGGGCAUGACCAGUUUGGAUUCAACAAAUACGGCUUUGAUCGAGAUGGCUUUAACAGGGAUGGCUUCAACAUUUUUGGCUAUAACAUCUAUGGCUAUGAUCGCUAUGGUUACAAUGAGAAAGGCUACAGUGCGCAAGGGUAUGACCGCAAUGGCUACAGUAACUCUGGCAGCCGUGACACUACGGGACGCUACAAUGCCAAUGGCUAUGAUCAGUACUGCCUGGACCGUAAUGGCUUGAAUGCCCAGGGCUACGAUGCCUUUGGUUUCAACAUGCAGGGGAUGGACAGCUUCAAUUGCAACCUUUUCUAUGAUGGUCCCUUUGUCUUGGUCAUCUCGGCGCAGCUGGAUGAGCUCCUGUUUCAACAAACCAAGCAGUUUCUGAUGGGCGUGACCCACACCUGCCCCCACCCAGGCCAGCUGCCACUGAUGUGGUUUGAGCAGACAUGGAGUCUUCAACAGAAGCCACUGUCUGGGGGUAGGACCCAGCUAACCAGCUUCCCAUCCUCUGUCACAUCAAACAGGUUUUGCUUUGACGUGGAGACCUUUUUAGCCAGCUGUGUUUGUGACACUUCCAAUGUAGUCUGCCCCGUCAAUCCCUGUGACACCCUGUGCUCUUCCCAUCCCAAUGCAGUCUGCUUCUACAAUUUCUGUGGCACCUGUUUGGCCACCUGGUAUGAGAAUGGCCAAGAAGUCAACUGUGGUCAGAGCCUCAGGGAAGAUUGUUUGAAUGGAACCACAACUCAUGCAGAUGGCUCAACGUGGCAGCCUGACCCAUGUACAACUUGUAUGUGCAAUAGUGGUUCAGUGAAUUGUCGUUUGGAUCCAUGUCCCGUACUAAGAUGUCAGUAUCCCGCCACAGUACCAGGCCAGUGCUGCCCUGCCUGUGAUGAUUGCCUUAUAAGAGGUGUGUUCAUCCAUAAUGGUGGGAGGGUCUUCGAUCCUGAUCCUUGCUUAAUCUGCACUUGUCGGAAUGGUAACCGAGAUUGUCAGCCGGUACCCUGCUCUGCUCCUCGUUGCACACAUCCCAUACAGUUAGCGGAGGAAUGCUGCCCUACUUGUGAUGGCUGUUUAUAUGAAGGGGACCAGUUAUACAAUGGCCAGUCUUUCCAGCUGGAUGUGUGUACAAUAUGCUCCUGUUUGCAAGGUAGCGUGGUCUGCUCUGCUGUUGAGUGUCCUGACCUGACCUGUCAGCCUCAGGCCACUCUGGAGGGUGAAUGCUGCCCUCGCUGCACCGAUGAGGGUGGAUGUGUCUAUGAGGACGUGGCAUUUAAUAGUGGGGAUUUCUUUACGCCAAUGGCCAAUCCAUGCCUUAGAUGCUCCUGUCUGGACAGCAAAGUGCGUUGUAAUCCCAUUGCAUGUACCAGGCCUCCAUGCGAUAACCCAAUAUUGCUGCUUGGAGCUUGCUGCCCAGAAUGCACUGACAAAUGUGUAUACAAUGGGAUCCAGUACAAUAAUGAGGAGCGUUGGAUCUCAGAUGAUCAGUGUCAGCAGUGCAUCUGCCAGGAGCGUGUAGUUACCUGUCGAGACCUACAACCCUGCUUGGCUACCUGCCAGCAUGGCUACACACCUCCCAGCCAGUGCUGUCCACUCUGUACAGAUUGCUUUUACGAUGAGCGCCGUAGGCCAAACGGUGAGAUCUUUACCAGUGAAGAUCAGUGCAGCCGCUGCCUUUGCUCAUUCGGAACAGUAACGUGUGAGAAAUUGCCCUGUGAACCGUUGCCAUGUCAACUUAGUGAAGAAAUCCCCGGAGAGUGCUGCCCAGUUUGUAGAGGUUGCAUUGAUGAUACAGGAGAGCGUCAUGAUCACCAGUCUCACUGGACACCAGUGCGUAAUGUCUGCCAAGAUUGUUUGUGUCUGGAAGGCCAAAUCACCUGUGAAACUAUUCAGUGUCAGACACAAUGCUCCCAUGCCAUCAUCAGGCCAGAAUACUGCUGUCCAAUUUGUGAUGGUUGCUUCUAUGAAGGCCAGGAGUACAAUAAUGGCGACUUGAUCAUGACCUCUGACCCCUGCCGUCAGUGUACCUGUGAUAUGGGCUCAGUCUCUUGUAGCUACACAGCCUGUGAUCCUAUCAGCUGUCCUCGACCCUUCACUCCACCAGGACAAUGCUGCCCUGUCUGUCAGGAUUGUGAGUUUGAGGGACAAGUGUAUGAGAAUGGUCAGGAAUUCUACUCAACUGUGGAUCCCUGUCAACGCUGUAAUUGCCAGAGAGGGGAGGUGGUCUGUCAGAGUAUUGCAUCCACAUGUAGCACACCUUGUAGCCACCCAAGCCGGUUAGCUGAUCAAUGCUGCCCAGUCUGUGAUGACUGUGAGUUUGACAGGAGGAUUAUUCCUAACGGUAGCCGUUUCAGGCACCCAGAGGAUCAUUGCCAAGUCUGCACCUGUACUGAUGGCUCUAUGUUUUGUGAGCCAGAACCUUGUAACCCAGUGUCGUGUCGUAACCCUGUCAUGCUCCCUGGUCAGUGCUGCUUCCAAUGUGAAACCUGCAUAGCGAGAGAUGGUCGUGAGUACGAGGACGGAGAGCAGUGGAUCAGCUCUGAAGACAAGUGCUACACUUGCACAUGCAGGGACAGGCAAGUAAGCUGUGAACGCUUGGCUUGCCCUGAGCUUGAAUGCAGCAACCCAGGCCGAGCGCAGGAUGCAUGCUGUCCUGAAUGCCAAGGUUGUGAGUAUGAUAGACGCUACUUCCGUAAUGGCCAGGAGUUUCUCAACCCACUCAACCAGUGUGAGCAUUGCCAGUGUCUGAAUGGCAACAUCAAUUGUGAGUCAAUAGAUUGUCCUCCUCUACCCUGUCCAAAUCCUGUGACACUCUCAGGAGAAUGCUGUCCUGUAUGUCUUGAUUGUGAACACCGUGGUAACACCUAUCGAGAUGGUGAGUCCUUCAAAGACCCAAGCAAUGAAUGCGUUGACUGUCUGUGCCAACAAGGCCGUGUACAAUGUGACUAUGUCAAUUGCUCUCCUGUCAGCUGUGACUAUCCAAUCACCAGAGAUUGUUGUCAAUCUUGUGAUGGAUGCCUGUAUGGCUCAUUGGAGUUACAGAAUGGAGAAGUGUUCAAGGAUCCCAACAACCCAUGCAUUGAGUGUACAUGCCAGGGUGGCAAUGUUCAGUGUAAUAUGAGGGAAUGUCCCCCACUUCCUGAGAACUGUGAACAAUUCUACACUCCAGAGGGUGAAUGUUGUCCUAUAUGUAUUGCAAUAACAGAGAAACCAUGCAUCUAUGGUGAUGUUGAAUACCAGAGUGGGGAGAGUUUCCGUAAUCCCAUCAACCCAUGCGAGGAAUGUUUGUGCAAAGACAAGAAAGUGACUUGCCAACGCCUGGAAUGCCCUGCACCGGGCAGGUGCCAACACCCUUAUGAUGGGGACUGUUGUCCUGUAUGUGAGGACUGCACUUACCUAGGUUUGCAUUACUCCAAUGGUGCUACAUUUGCUGAUCCAGAGGAGGAAUGUGGACAGUGUCACUGUGAGGAUGGCAAUGUGCGAUGUGAACCUCUGCCAUGCACUCCUGUAUUCUGUGAAAAGAAGUACAUACCAGAAGGAGGUUGCUGUGAAGUGUGCCCAGAAGCAGACUGUGAGAUCGAUGGUCAGAUCUACCUUCACGGAGAGUCAUUCCAAAAUCCCAGGGAUCCUUGCCAGCAGUGUGAAUGCAACAAUGGUGUUCCAAGAUGUGCACCGAUACCAUGUGACCCUAUAGAAUGCCCUCAUCCAAUCAGAGAGCAGUGCUGCCCAACAUGUAAUGGGUGUACUUACAAUGGGGUGGAAUACAGAACUGGUGAAACAUUUGAAGAUCCUGAGGUUGCCUGUCAACAGUGCCAGUGUCAGUAUGGUUUUGUGGAGUGUGCGGCGCAACCCUGCCAGCAGCCACUGUGUAAGUUCCCUGUCAAGCCGUCUGGUGAGUGUUGCCCUGUCUGCGAUGAUUGCUCCUAUCUUGGCAGGUUCUACAGGAACCGAGAGACCUUCCCUGAUCCUGAAGACCAGUGCCAAGAAUGCAUUUGUGUGGAUGGUGAUGUCACUUGUCAGCCCUUGCGAUGUCAGGAAGUGUCUUGCCCUAACCCAAGACAAGAUGAAUGUGGUUGCCCUGUGUGUGAUGGAUGCAUUGUCGAUGGAGUAGAGUACAUGGAUGGAUCACAGUUCCCUGAUAGCAAUGAUCCAUGUCGAGGCUGCACUUGUAGGCGAGGCCAUGUGGAGUGCCAGCAUCAUGAAUGUCCACCUCCUCGCUGCCUGAAUCCUAUCACUCAACCAGACUACUGUUGCUCUGUGUGUGAUGGCUGUUUCUAUGACAACAAUCCCUAUGACAAUGGCCAGUCCUUCCAGGACACCGUUGACACCUGUCGUAUCUGCACUUGUUUGAAUGGUAAUGUUAACUGUGCUCCAGCUCCAUGCCAACCAGUAUCCUGUACUCAUGGAAUGCCAGACCAGUGCCUCUGUCCAUCCUGUGAUGGCUGUAUGUAUGAGGAUGUAAUGGUGAGGAAUGGGGAAAUCUUCAUGGAUCCAUCAAACAUGUGCAGAGAUUGCUACUGUCAGAAUGGCUCAGUAGUGUGUACGUUACGAAGCUGUCCACCUGUCCAGUGUGCAAACCCUUUGCGGAAUCCUGGUGACUGCUGUGACACAUGCCCACAGCAAGAAUGCAGGCGGCCAGAAGACUUGGAUCCUUGCCAAGAUUGUGAGUGUGUGAAUGGCGAGUGGGAAUGCACCUAUCGUCCUUGUCCUAAUGUUACCUGCCCACAUGCUGGUCAGGGACAAUGCUGCCCGGAAUGCAACGGCUGUACUUUUGGUGGCAAACCCUGGGGUAAUGGAGACAAUUUCCCUGAUCCUGUAGACACCUGCCGAACCUGUCAAUGCAGUAAUGGGUUUGUAACCUGUCAAGAUCCUGUCUGUCCACCAGUUGAGUGCACCAAUGCCAUCAUACCAGCUGGUAAAUGCUGUCCAGUCUGUACAGGACAGUGCACUGUGAAUGGUAUUACAUAUGACAAUGGACAAACCUACACUCCCUUGAUAGAUCCCUGUCAGCGAUGCACAUGUAGGAAUACUCAAGUAUUCUGUGCAGCUAUAGAAUGCUCCAGACUGUGUGCUCAUCCAGUACAAAGAGAAGGACAGUGUUGCCCGAUUUGUGACGGGUGUCUCUUUGAAGGUGUAGAGUACACCAAUAAUGCUGUUUUUAUUCACCCCAACUACGUCUGCCAGAGUUGUACUUGUCAGAAUGGCAAUGUUGAGUGUUCUGACAUACAGUGUCGACCUACUAGCUGCCCAGCCCCAAUCACUCCACCUGGCCAAUGCUGUGCCCAAUGCCAAGAGUGUGAAUAUGAGGGACGGGUGUAUCUGGAUGGUGAUACAUGGAUGUCAUCCACAGAUCGCUGUCAGCAGUGUGAAUGCAAGGGUAAUCGUGUGGAGUGUAGUCCCGUUCCAUGCCCCAAUUCCGAUUGCACCCAUCCAGUGCAGGGAUCCUGUUGCCCAAUUUGUGAUGGCUGCCUGUUUGAGGAGAGUAUCUACAACAAUGGUCAGAGUUUCCGACCAGAUAACUGCAGGGAAUGCAACUGCUUUAAUGGCAAUGUUCUAUGUGUCUCCCAAGAAUGUCCCGAGCUGAGCUGUCAAAGCAGGGUACGCGAUCCUGGCCAGUGCUGUGAAAGAUGCCAAGGUUGCAUGUAUGAGGGCUUUGAGUAUGGCAGUGGUGAAUCAUGGGUGUCACCUUUGAACCCUUGUCUUAACUGUCAGUGUCAGGAAGGAAUCACUCUGUGCACUGAGAUUCGUUGUCUGACACCAGAUUUCUGCACUAACCCUAUCAGCCGGCCUGAUCAGUGCUGCCCAACAUGCCCUGGUUGUAUGUACAAUGGUGUAAACUAUGAAGAUGGCCAGCGAUUCCGACCCUAUAAUGAUCCUUGCGAGCUUUGCUUUUGUGAGCGUGGAAGUCUAGUGUGUCUGCGUGAGACCUGUCAAGCUCUGCUAGAUUGCCCUCCGACUAUGGUGCAACCUGCACAACCUGGAGAAUGCUGUCCAACAUGUGUAGGAGCACUCACCUCCAGCUGUACUUUGGAUAAUGUUGGCACCAUCAUGCGCCCCUAUGGUGACCCCUGUCUGACCUGUGAAUGCAAGAAUAUUUCACAAUGGGAGUGUGUUUCUGACAUGUGUCCAAUGUUGAUGUGCCCACGGUCUGAGCAAGAGACCACUCCAGGCCAGUGCUGCCCUCGCUGUCAGCGCUGUCAUCUCGAAACUGGCGAGGUCUACUUUGAUGGUCAGACCUGGAACCAAGAUGACAACAUGUGUAUCACUUGCACCUGCAGUGGAGGAGCUGUUGAUUGCGAGUUAGAGAGAUGUGAAUCCAUCGUAUGUCAGGAAGGUCAAGAGUUAUAUAAGCCAUCAGAUCAGUGUUGCUAUUCAUGCCGAGAAACCCAGCAGCCUUGUUUCUACUCUGGCCGGCAGUAUCAAGACAACGAACAGUGGCAGAGGGAUGAGUGCACAUCAUGCGUGUGCCUAGCUGGUCAAGUACAAUGCCAGACUUCAAGAUGCCCACCACUCACUUGCCAAGCUGAUGAAGUUCCAGCCCUUGAGCCAGGUCAUUGCUGUCCAAAGUGUCUGUCCCGCCCUGCAACUUGCAUAGCAUUUGGUGAUCCACACUAUCGUACAUUUGAUGGCAGACUCAUCCAUUUUCAGGGAACCUGCAAGUACAUCAUGACCAUGGAUUGUAAAAAUCAAGACUUUAUCGUAGAAGUUAAGAAUGAUGACCGCAAUGCAGCCGGUCGAGUGUCCUGGACGCAGGAAGUGACCAUCAUUAUACAAGGGGAGCAAGUGGACCUCGGCCAGAAUGGAAUGGUCAAGGUGAAUGGUAUAGCUGUGAAGCCACCAUUCCUGCAGGAGCCUUACCUGUUUGUUGAACAGCGAGGAUCUUCCUACUACGUCAAUACCAAUGUUGGCCUACAGGUGUUGUGGGAUGGAAGUAGCUAUGUUGAGGUCAGUGUGCCCGGGUCCUAUGCCAGGGAGACUUGUGGAUUGUGUGGUAACUUCAAUACCUACCCUCAGGAUGAUCUGAAAAUGAGAAAUGGUCAGAUGGCCUCAUCAGAAGCAGGCUUUGGCAAUAGUUGGAAGGUGGAAGGUUUCAACGGUGAUGGAUGUGAAGCCAAAGACGUUCAACCCUGCGAUGAGGCCAGCUACCUUGCCCGCAAGCUGGCCAACGCCAAGUGUUCAGUCCUCAAGACCCAGCGGUUCUCCCCUUGCCAUGACCUGGUCUCUCCUGAGCCGUAUUUUGCCUCCUGCGUCUACGACAUGUGCGCCUGUGGUUCUAAUGAUGCAUGCCUGUGUGAUGCCUUGGCGGCCUACGCAGCUGAGUGUCGUCAGGCUGGACUUACACUGAGCUGGAGGAGUGAUGCACUUUGUGCCAUUAACUGCCCAGAGAAUCGCGGCUUCAUGUUUGACGAGUGUGGCCCAGCCUGCCCACGGACCUGUGCCAACAAGGACAUCCCCAUGGGAGUGUUGGAGGAGCAUUGUAUCCGACCCUGUGUUCCAGGCUGUAACUGUGCAGCCAACAUGGUCAUGCAUGAUGGGGAAUGCGUUCUGCCUAGGGACUGCCCAGAGGAUUACACGGUCAAUGCCACCAUUGUAGAGUCUCCCGGUAACAACUAGGUGUAAUUAGCUGGCCGGUCAGUAUUGUAUCGGGGCUUUCUUUAGAGAACAGUAUUAUUAGGGGUUUAUUAUCAAGUUUUUUCAGUUGAUAAGUUUUCUGUUAAAGAUUGUAAUAAAAUGGUGCUUUGAUCUCACACUGCCUUCAUUUUUAAAUUGUAGAACUUGUGCUGUAUAUUUUAUCAGGAAUUGAAAGUUGAUAGUUUUUGUGUGAAGUACCAGCACAGUGGAUAUUUUUGUCUUAGUAUCUCAAAGUUAGUCGCUGUAGUUUUCAGAAGCUGAGAGGACUUUCAAUGCUGGACAAGGAUGUGCUGUCUCCUGAUUGGUAAUGGAAACUGUUCCCAUAGGAAACCUCACACAUGUAUACAGCAGGGGUUUCAAUGCAUAUUAGGCAUUAGUGCACUAAUCAGAGUGGUCAUUCCAACAUUUGACUUGCUCUGAAUUCUGUUUGAUCUUGCCCCAGGGCAUUCCAUUUUCCAGAAGAAGCAUUCUGGAAAGGUUGGUAACAUUGUCUCAUUUGGCUUUGAAUUUGAGCUAGACAUUUUGAUUGGAAAUCAGGCUCUUAAUGUUGCUAUUUAUCCCUCUAACUGCAUAAGUCUCACUAGUGUGUGCUAGCAAUAAUGAAAGGGUAAAUGGGAAAAUGUGUCCCAAGUGGCCAGCACUUCUUUUCAGUGAAAGGCCUUGUAAAGAAUUUUUGCACAAUAUAAAAUCAAUAGAAACUCACAACAUUUUUGACCCCACAAUAUGUCCUUCAUCUUCUGGAUCCCAGACUGGACAAUACGUAAAACAAAGGGUCCAGUUUGCUCUGUCUAAUAUAAACAUACACAGAAAUACUGGAAUAAAAUGGCCUUAGGUCUCGUUUUUUGUGGGAGCUAGCCAUGAGUGUUAUCCCACUAAUUCUUCCUCAGGUUCAUGUUUGCCUAUGACCUUCCUUGUUUGUUUUGAUCUUUCCUCUUUGAACUUUGCACUAAAGGCAGAAUUUACCACGGC